This is a messenger RNA of Xiphophorus hellerii (green swordtail), 405 nucleotides long. It is a transcript of the gene lyrm2, whose product is annotated as LYR motif containing 2. The record is from RefSeq and is a predicted model, not a curated record. Gene Ontology annotation, cellular component: mitochondrion. The transcript is spliced from 3 exons. Lineage: Eukaryota; Metazoa; Chordata; Actinopteri; Cyprinodontiformes; Poeciliidae. Bases 100 to 363 code for a protein of 87 amino acids.
CGCUAUUGUACCAAAAGGAGCGAGUCCUCCAGCGUCCAGUGAAGCAGCUGUUAACGUCCCCAGGACCGCGGCAGCCUGUCCGCUCCCAGCUGGACAGAGAUGGGCUCCAGGUUACCGCCAGCAGCGCUCUCUUUAAAGCAGUUCCUACAGAGGCAGAAGGUUCUGGGAGUUUACAGGAGCAUGCUGAGGACCAUCCGCCAAGUUCCGGACGAGGCGGACAGGAAGUACCUGAGAGGCUGGGCCAGGGAGGAAUUCAAGAGGAACAAGAACGCCACCAACCAGGAUGCUAUCCGCAUGAUGAUCACACAGGCCAUCAACCACCUGGAGGAGCUGCAGAAGUCUCUGUUGCUGGCGAGAAGCUGACCUCUGCGUUCUUCAGGAGUGUUCUUUACUUUUCUUCAGUGA